Ruditapes philippinarum (Manila clam) is the source of this 710-nucleotide messenger RNA. Its product is annotated as ventral anterior homeobox 1-like. The record is from RefSeq and is a predicted model, not a curated record. Gene Ontology annotation, molecular function: DNA binding; DNA-binding transcription factor activity, RNA polymerase II-specific. The coding region runs from base 112 to 624 and encodes 170 amino acids. The transcript is spliced from 3 exons. Lineage: Eukaryota; Metazoa; Mollusca; Bivalvia; Venerida; Veneridae. Gene Ontology annotation, biological process: regulation of DNA-templated transcription; central nervous system development; neuron differentiation.
AGUAAAUGUACGUUGAAACGACUAAACGCCUAAACAGUCAUUCUGAAAUGGAAAAGUAAUUUGCUACGAAUCUAGCUACUUUGUUGAUAUAAAAAGACAGCGAGGAAGAAUAUGGGGCCAGGAAAUGAGCUGAUAUACAAUUCCAUGAACAUGGGGCAAAACUUUGAGAACAACGAAGCAUCGGGGAAAUAUCCGGAUUAUUGUCGGACAAUACGGGUACAAGAAGCAAAUGGCACCGUAAAGGAAUUAGUGUUUCCUAAAGCAUUAGACCUGGACCGCCCAAAGCGGGCUCGAACGACAUUCUCACCGGAUCAACUUUUUGAACUGGAGAGAGAAUUCCAGCGGAACCAGUAUCUUGUUGGCAAGGAGAGAUCAGAACUUGCAAAACGGCUCAGGUUAUCCGAAACUCAGGUAAAAGUAUGGUUUCAAAACAGACGAACGAAAUACAAACGAGAUCGAGUCCGAGACGCAGAAGUACGAGACUCCAAAUCGGAGAGCUUUGCAGCGUGUAAUAUUCUGCGCAUGCUCCAACCGGACCCAGCUUCAGUUACCCAUAAUGCACCUGUUUUAACACCAUUACUUCCAGCAUAUCGCCCAUAUUCGCUGCCUGGUUUUCCGACGUGAAAGACUAUAAUGUUCAUAAUAUAUUUGUAAAUAGCUUAUCAUAUUUUAUUUAUAAAGUGUUUGGAUUUGUAGGUAAAUAAAAUGAU